AUGGAAAUGAAUCCAGAAGAUGGCAAUCUCGACAUUACUAUUCUGUCAAGCUGGGCAACUUCUAAGCCUUCCGAAGGUGACACUGCUGCUCAUGCUAUUUCAACAGAAACUCCCAGUCUCAAGAAAUCAGUUCCGAAAAUUGUUGUGGGUUCUGGUGAUGCUCCCAAGGAUUCUGCAGAUGGUUGUGGUGAAAUGGGACUCUAUCGGGAUAUUGAAUUCCUCCUCCUGAAUGUGCCGAGUAGGAAUCACAACACCCCGGAUCCUGUUCUUUCAAAGGCUUUGCGGGAAUCUGGUCUGACAAGAGGAUUCGAAUUCGCUGCCCACAAUAAACUUCCCUUCCGGGGUGGUAAAUCCAUGUUUAGAUUCAGAUUGUUUGAUGAACGGGAUGCGAAGAAGUUGGUGGAAUUAAUUGGUGGAGCUGAAAGCUGGCAUAAAUGUUCUGGUCUGUCACGAUUGUUCUGGAGAAAAACGUCAGUAAGCAAAAUCGGAUAUGCAUUUAUUUGGAAUUUCAUGUAUGGUUUCGACAAAUCGAUCAGUCGUCCCCAAUAUAUGAAAGACAUAAAUAAGGAAGGGAUUCGUAAUCUUCUCAAACAGAGAAAAGACCUAGGCCCACAAUUGCUCUGGAAAGUUAAAGAAACUAUGCACCUUUCGAUGAAAGUCCAGAUUGAAAAUAUGCUUUCAGGAAACUGUCAGUCAGAUCAGAAAGAGACUGAUACUUCACAUGGUUAA
Caenorhabditis remanei is the source of this 729-nucleotide messenger RNA. RefSeq lists its product as uncharacterized. NCBI's taxonomy places the organism in Eukaryota, Metazoa, Nematoda, Chromadorea, Rhabditida, Rhabditidae. The transcript has 6 exons. Bases 1 to 729 code for a protein of 242 amino acids. The record is from RefSeq and is a predicted model, not a curated record.